This is a messenger RNA of Syzygium oleosum, 1160 nucleotides long. RefSeq lists its product as uncharacterized. NCBI's taxonomy places the organism in Eukaryota, Viridiplantae, Streptophyta, Magnoliopsida, Myrtales, Myrtaceae. The record is from RefSeq and is a predicted model, not a curated record. The coding region runs from base 110 to 961 and encodes 283 amino acids. The transcript has 6 exons.
CUAAAACAGGGGCGCAUCAAACAGGAUAAGCUGGAACUACGUGACCGGAGCAGACCCAGGGAAGGCGGCCGCCGGCGAAUCCGAAGCGAACUUCUGCUCGCGACGAGCCAUGGCGGAAGCUCUCAUCGAGCUCGAGCAAGUUCUCAGGUCCAAAAAGGUGACGAUGACUCUCGAGGAAGCCAAACUUCUGUCGGCGUGCAAGUCGAAAGCUUUGGACAAUUUCGCUUAUGGUAUCGGGCUUACCUCCGGCAUUGUAUGGACAGCUACAGGGAGGUUAAAUCAUUUGCUACGUGUUAGCCUGUCAGUAGGAUCCGCUUUUGCCUGUGGAAUAUGGAGAUUGUCUAAGUCAUUAGAUUCAUGUGCUGACCAUAUUCUUGCACUACAUGGCAGUCGGAUGCAAGAGGAAUUAGCAAAUAUAAUAGUGAGGAAAUAUCAUCAUGAUCCAGGCAAAAUGCGGCUUCUAGCGAGGCAUUUCUAUUCGGAGCAAGUAUUUGACGAUUCCACUUCGGAUCAACCAAGGUUGAGGUGGCGUUACCGGAAUAGUUAUAGCGAUGGGGUUGCUUAUGGCCAGCAGACCCAUGAAACUGACGUUCACAGUGGGAGGAGUCAACAGUUGCAUGAUUAUGACUUCAACAGAAAUAUGGGGAAGAAUUCCUACGGCAAUCCCGAGAAUGACUCCAAAACCAACUCAGUUGACUUCCCAAGCGACUCUGACAUUGAAAGGGCAAUAGAGUUGAAGCGCAAUUCUCUGAGUAAAGCAACCGGCCUUUUUUCUCGGGCGAGCUAUGGAGUUGACGUGAUGGGCGACCCCCUUGAUUGUAUUUUUGGAGGUAUGAUGACAGAAGAGGAGAUUCGUCAUCCAGUUACCUCAAGUGGGACAAAUAAAGUUCCUCCACAAAGCCACAGAAGAUUGAGGCGUAGGCGUCGAAUGCGACAGCCGGAGGUUUCUCUUAAUACUUAGCCUGAUGCAUCUUUGUGCUGUCUGUAGUCUAGGAGAGGUUUAAGAUGUAGAUGCUUUUAAGCUUUUGAAGUUUCUAGAUGAGCACAUGACCUUCAGCAUGUGGAAGGACUUAAUAAUUUCAUGGGUAAUUUUUUAAUUGACCUGGAGUUGCUAGGUUGCUGGGCUAUACAGCAACUGGCGGUCGCUCUUCCCUUUCCAA